Molecule: messenger RNA, 3933 nt
Organism: Synchiropus splendidus (mandarinfish)
Lineage: Eukaryota; Metazoa; Chordata; Actinopteri; Syngnathiformes; Callionymidae
Product: transforming acidic coiled-coil-containing protein 1-like
Exons: 14
Coding region: 572-3097 (841 amino acids)
Biological process (GO): cell population proliferation; cerebral cortex development; mitotic spindle organization
Cellular component (GO): cytoplasm
Source: RefSeq, a predicted model, not a curated record
CAUGCCUGGUGCCUUUAGAAGCUCUUCACUGUUUCACAGCCUGCAGGAGAAAAAGGGGGGCUUUCUCAUGCAGCCUCGCAUUCCUUUCCUCUUUCUGGGCUAUAAAACCUGGGUCCCCAAGAGCCUGGCUCCUCCUCCUCCUCCUACACUGUUUGUGUUCUGGCACCUCAUCUGCCUCGCGGCCAGAACGUACCAUUUCAAAGCAGAGGGGAAGUCGUGCGUCUGAGGAGAGGAGAGCUGCUGUUGUGGUUACCACAGGCCACCCCGCCACCCCCACACGCCAGAGCUGUUGGACUGUUCUGAACGGUGGAAGGGUGAGGGUGGAGGGGACUCGGAAGAGGAGAGAAAGCGUUUGGUGAACCAGCUGAUCAGAGCAGCGGCGACACUGGAGGACGUGGACAGACAUGAGGAUUCACUCUCGAGCCUGAAGAGGAAGAGAGGAAACGCUUCUGCCGUGGAAGGGACGGACAUUUAAGAUGUGACAACCCGUGACUGGAUGAAAAUCUGAGGCUUCACCGCAGGAAAAAAAAAAAAGAGUCCUUUAAAGGAGGCGUCCAGAGAAGCAGGAGGGAUGUCUUGGUUGUCACCUGUGUCUUGGGCCAAGUGGACGUGGGACGUGGUCAGAGGUGGGGAGGAGGAGGAGGAUGAAGAGGGACAUCAGGAGAGACGAGCAGAAGAGGAGGAUGAGGAGAGAUCGCAAGGCGGCAGCUCUGACUCAGACGGUCAUUUUGGAACUCCUGAGGCAGCAACACCCAUCCACGCCCCUGCAGUCGUUCCGGAGGAGCUGGAGAACAACAACUGUGACGCAGACCGGACAGAUGUGGAGCAAGACGAGCAGCUGAUAGUGACAGCUUUAACUGAAGAGCCCCAGCGUUUGGUGUUCCACGACAUGGGUCAGGACGAACCUGCGGAUCCCCGGGGUGACCCGCUUGAAUUGAGUGUUCAGAACCAGGGAGAGGAACAGACAGUAAACCUCUGUGAGCCUGUGGACGCCGAGCCAGCUGGGGAAGCGAUGACAACAGCACCAGAGGUUGCAGACAACAAAGUUCCGACCGCAGAGCCACCACACAGAACACCUUCCAGCAUAGCUACAGAACCCACCUCGGAUCCUGCACCAGCACCUGCUCCAGAAAGUGACUCAAUUCAAAGUGACCAACCUCCGGUGGAGCCAGUGGAAGAACUCCUGGAGGAGAAGCCUGUUGUUACCUCAGAACAAAACGUCAAGGGACCGAAAACAAGUAAACCCAAACCACCUCUCUUGGAUAUAAAGUCCGCUGUGGAUGAAGCUGCCCCUAUUGAGGAGCAAGAGAUCCCUCUCCCUAAAGCUACGUACAACUUUGACUUAGACCACCUGGAUGACAGUUUUAAUCCAUUCACCAGCGGGGGAUCCAAAAUCCCAAACUCCCCACCGCCGUGCAACUCCAGUUCGUUCACAAGGCCGGAGCCAAUAGGGGGUGCUGUUACCCCCUCCGAAGACAAUCAAUCCGCACUAUCAGCAGGUUCGAUUCCUGAGGCUAAACCUGUGUUGCUGGAGUUUGGUCUGGAUGAGGGGCCAGCUAGCAAACCUCCUCCCAGAAAAUUAGGAGGUAAAAAGACUGUCAGCAAGUUCUCCGUGAAAAAGCAGAAACCCAAGGUUUCAGAUUAUGGCGGCAAAUCUGGGCCAGCGGUUUCCGAAACACCUCCCACAGUGGAACCAGAACGAGCACCAGAGUCAGGCCCUGAAGUCUCAACUUCAGACGGUUCUCUACCUCAGAACCUGGAUGAUGUUCCUAUCCCCAAAGCAGGGACGUACAACUUUGAUCCCAGUCAGUGGGAUGACCCCAACUUUAACCCCUUCGGGAGCAACAGCAAGAUGAGCAGUUCUCCAGUGCUCCCUAAAGGUUCCUACAGUUUUGACCCAGACAAUUUUGAUGAUUCCAUGGACCCCUUUAAAUCAUCCAAAACACUGAGUAUGAGUGAAUCGCCGGCUGCUUCUGCUCCGCCAAAGGCGGAGGGCAAGAAAACGGUAGAGCGGAAACCUCGGCAGAUUCCCAAGAAGAGCAAAGAGAGGACGACCAAGACAUCUGAACAAGCCAAGCUUCUGUGUUUUCUGUUGAAUCCGUGUAAAGCGGAGAAGUUUGAUGAAUGCCAGCCUGCUGCGUCUGACGUGUGCAGUCAGGUGGAGGAUAAUGUAGUGGUUCAAACCCCAGAGAUUACUCAACAAAUUCAUCAUGCCACUGAUGAGGAGAAGCUGGCCUCCACUGGCAUCAUGGCUCCAACAGCAGACUAUGAGGAGGAGAAGGAGGAGACUCUUAAAGAGUCUCUGAAGUCAACUGGCAAUAAACAGCAAAUCUCCAAGGCCAUUCCUCCUGAGAAGACAACAGCGCCCUCGGAGGUCACCUGCAGUCUGAAAGACGAUACAGAUGAAAUAUCCAAAGUAUCUGCCAACACUGAGACCUCAGACACACCGGCGGCGUCACAAGACAUCCAUCUGAGCGAGAUGGACAAGGCUGCUGUUCUCACCCUGAUAAGAGAAGAAAUCAUCACAAAAGAAAUCGAGGUCAACGAGUGGAAGAGGAAGUACGAGGAGAGCCGAGCGGAAGUGAUUGAGAUGAGGAAAAUUGUUGCGGAGUAUGAAAAAACAGUGGCACAAAUGAUUGAGGAUGAGCAGCAGCAGAAGACCGUCAGUGGCAGCAAGUCUGUCAGACAGCUGACCUUGGAGAGAGACCAGGCGGUGGCUGACCUCAACUCUGUGGAGCGCUCUUUCGCCGAUCUCUUCAGGAGGUAUGAGAACAUGAAGGAGGUGCUAGAAGGAUUCAAAAAGAACGAGGAGGUGUUGAAGAAAUGCGCUCAGGACUAUUUAGUACGGAUCAAGCAGGAGGAGCAGAGAUACCUCACACUGAAGGCUCAUGCAGAGGAGAAACUGGACAAGGCGAACGAGGAGAUUGCUCAGGUUCGGUCCAAGGCCAAUGCUGAGGGUGUGGCCCUGAAUGCCAGUCUGAGGAAGGAACAGAUGAAGGUGGACUCUCUGGAACGAGCCGUUCUGCAGAAGAACCAGGAGAUCGAGGAGCUGACCAAGAUCUGUGACGAGCUGAUCGCCAAACUGGGAACGGAUUAGACUAAACACUUGAGCGGAAAUAUUCCAAACAUAGCGCCGUUGUUGCUGCUGCCUCGCUUAUGUCCAUGAUAAUCUAGUGUUUCUUUGUGCAAUGUAACAUAUGAAAUGUCAUAUGGGAGGAAACGAUGUGUUGGGGAUAUGCUCAAAAGGCUUGAAUGUGGAUUGAAUAAAGUUAUGGUGAAUUUGUUUAGUCAAUAUAAAGGGAAGGAAUUAUGGAUAAAUAUUGACAUAUUUGACAGAAAAGUCACUCGGUGCCUUUUUUAGUAAAAUAAUGACAGUGAAAGUAGUCACAUAUAUUAUGUGUUGAGUCAGAAAGCUUCUUUGUAUCUGUGUUAUGACAUUGAAUAGCAUAAGAGCGACAAUGGGUGAAAAAAUAUGUGCCAAAUAAAAAUUAAAAAAAAAACAUACUGUCAUACUAUGACAGGGAGUGUUAUCAGAGCCCUGUACAUUGCUUUGAUGUAAAUACUGUUUCAUGUACCUGACAAGGGAUUCAUUUCUCUGGUUCCGUUAUGUGACCAGACAACUGUCGGAUACGUACUGGUUACAAUAUAUACCACAGUUCUACAGUAAGAAUGGGCUGCAGUGAUUUGCAUGGCAGUGACUGCAAGAGAAAUACAUGUACCAGCAGAGCUCCUUUCUGAUAAGCACAAUCCACCGCCAAAUGUCAGUGUGUUUCUAUGGUGUUGCAGUGUUUGUGUGAAGGUUUUUAUUGGUGCAAAGCUAUUGCAAAACUAUAAUGUAUAUUUUAUACCAUAUGAAAAGAGAAAUAUUUGUUGUAAACAGAAACUCAGAUUGUACGUCAAGUGCUAUAUUUUGUGCAUUCCAAAUAAAUGUUG